Messenger RNA from Caenorhabditis briggsae, 720 nucleotides. The coding region runs from base 1 to 720 and encodes 239 amino acids. Lineage: Eukaryota; Metazoa; Nematoda; Chromadorea; Rhabditida; Rhabditidae. The record is from RefSeq and is a predicted model, not a curated record. The transcript is spliced from 5 exons.
AUGAACUCAGCUACACAUGUGUUAGAUUUGUCCGAUAGAGAGAAUGUGGAAAAUUAUAAUCAGAUCAUCAAUGUGAAGCUCGAACAGUUUCCAGUGCUGUUCAGAAGAUCAAUAUGCAUUCAUUCGUCGCUUCAGUUUGUUGAUUUGCUCAUGCAAAAUCUGAUGUUCUCACAUGGAUUCACAUCCACUCCAGUCAUCCCGAAUCAGAACAACGGUGUGACAAAUGCGCCAAAAACCAUGAUUCCCUUCUAUAAGAUUCGAAAAGAAUUCCGCGAGAUCUUCCGUUCUCGUCAUCGAAAUACAUUAUCUGAGAUUGCAAUGUUUGUUGGACCUUGUCCAGUUCGCUCAACUUACUCAUAUCGCGUUCCAAUUUUCGUGUGUGAAGCCGAAGAUUCGACGCAUGACAGUUGUGGAGACACAUGUGGCGAGUUGUCCGACGUCGAACGUCGGAAGAUCAACAGAGAUCUAUUCAUGCACAGCUUGAAAGAUCAAAACGACAAAAAAAUGUCGAAUAAGAACCAUCGAUUGUUCGUUUUCCUCAAAGGAUCGGAAGACAUGGUCAACGAAGAAAUCGAAGAAGAAGAUCCACCAUUCGAUUGCAAAUCCUGUCACGAAUAUUCUUUCGUCCAUGAAAAAUGCAACUGCGAAGGAGUUCGAGCAAUGCGGACCGACGGAAAAUGGUUGCGAAUGCUUCCGUUCAUUGUGCAUUCUAAACACUAA